This is a messenger RNA of Iphiclides podalirius (scarce swallowtail), 390 nucleotides long. The record is from the annotation of a GenBank genome assembly. Lineage: Eukaryota; Metazoa; Arthropoda; Insecta; Lepidoptera; Papilionidae.
AUGGCUGAGCUUAUCGAGGCGAAAGAAGGGGAGCAGUAUCCCUUGCUGAAGGCCGAUAGCGGAGGCGGCGAUGGCAAUACUAGCCUUUCGCAACCCCCACUCAAUGACGUCACUUCGGUUUGCAAUAUUACUCGUACACCAAAACGAUCCUGGAUAGACCGGUGGCCUGAGUUUUUCUCGGCUUGCUGGAUAGCUUUUAUUUUGUUCUGUUUUGGAAUAUCAUUCCUUGCCUUUUUUACGUUGGGAGUGAAUGUGUUUCGAAGACAACCUUUACUUAUUACCAAGCAUAAUGCUUCAAAGCAAGCCAGUACAGUUUUCUAUCAUCAUAUUAUUCCAGGAGGAAGCUACGUUCCGUUUAUGUGUGGCAGAAUGGUGGUAUCGCUAUGGACU